AGGCGCGGCGGCGGGCGGCGGCGCGGUGCAGCAGGGAGGCUGUCGGCGGAGCGGAGCGGGAUGGGGAGCGCGGCUUUGCUGUGGGGCUGGCUUCUCCUUGGCUGCAGCUGUGCGCCGGGCCCCCCCGGGAUCGAUGCUGCUGCGCUCUUGACGGCUACCUACGUGCUGGAUGAUGCCGGCGGGCUGGGCAGGACGUUUGAUGGGAUCGGGGCUGUCAGCGGCGGCGGGGCCACAUCUAGACUCCUGGUGAACUACCAAGAACCUUAUCGCUCCCAGAUUUUAGAUUAUCUGUUCAAGCCAAAUUUUGGUGCUUCUUUACAUAUCCUCAAAGUAGAGAUUGGAGGUGAUGGACAAUCAACAGAUGGUACUGAACCCUCCCAUAUGCACUAUGAAAAUGACGAGAACUACUUCCGGGGCUAUGAAUGGUGGCUGAUGAAAGAAGCUAAAAAGAGGAACCCCAAAAUUAAACUGAUUGGAUUACCUUGGACAUUUCCAGCAUGGGUGGGGAAGGGUGAAAACUGGCCCUAUGACUAUCCAGAUGUCACUGCUUACUAUGUUGUUUCUUGGAUAUUAGGAGCUAAACAGUAUCAUGAUUUGGAUAUUGAUUAUGUUGGGAUAUGGAAUGAAAGGGCAUUUAGUAGCAAAUACAUUAAGCUGUUGAGAUACACAUUGGAUAAGCAUGGUCUGCAGCAGGUGAGGAUCAUAGCCAGCGAUAGACUGUGGGAGCCCAUUUCCUUUGUCUUGCUGCUUGACUCUGAGCUCCACGGAGUGGUCGAUGUGAUUGGGGCUCACUAUCCUGGAACAAAAACAGUGCCAAACGCCAUAUUAACUAAGAAGAAACUGUGGUCUUCAGAAGAUUACAGUACUUUCAAUGAUGAAGGAGGUGCAGGCUGCUGGGCUCGGAUCCUGAACCAAAACUACGUGAAUGGAAACAUGACCUCAACCAUCGCAUGGAACUUGGUGGCUAGUUAUUAUGAAGAGUUGCCCUUUGGUCGAUGUGGAUUAAUGACAGCGCAAGAGCCAUGGAGUGGCCACUACAAAGUAGAAGCUCCUAUUUGGAUUACAGCACACACAACGCAGUUUACUCAGCCAGGCUGGUCAUACUUGCAAGUGGAUGGGCACUUAGAAGGAGGUGGCAGUUUUGUAGCUUUAACAGAUGGCCUAGGAAACCUUACCAUCAUUGUUGAAACUAUGACUCAUAAUCACUCUCAGUGUAUCAGGCCUCCGCUGCCUCAUUUUGAUGUGAAACCUCAGAGAGCAACUUUCUACCUCAAAGGGUCAUUUUAUAUGGUGGAAACCCUUCAGGUGUGGCAUUCUAGACUUGGUUUUGAAUCUGGAAACACUAGUCUGUUCCAGCAACUCUGUCCUGUAAAGGUGUGGAAGGGAAGUUUUUCUUUAGAUCUAAAUGUGGAUGAAGUCUACACUUUAACCACACUCAAGACAGGGCAGAAAUGUGGUUGCCCAAAGCCUCCACCACCUCAUCCCUUUCCUUCAAAUUACAAAGAUGAUUUCAAUAUUCGUAAUCCACCUUUCAGUGAAGCCCCAAAUUUUGCGGAUCAGACAGGUGUGUUUGAAUACUUCAUAAAUGCUUCUGACCCAGGAGAUCAUGUGUUCACACUCCGCCAGGUGGUGGUUCAGCGACCCAUCACUUGGGCUUCUGAUGCAGACCAGACCAUCAGCGUCAUAGGAAAUUUUCAGUGGGUAAACAUGACAGUCACUUGUGACAUCUACAUAGAAAAACAACGUGAUGGGGGCGUGUUUAUUGCAGGAAGAGUUGACAAUGGUGGGAUAUACGUUCGACGUACCAAAGGAGUUUUCUUCUGGGUUUUUGCAGAUGGCACCUACAGAGUCACUGGAGACCUAGCUGGAGAAGAAAUAUUAAUGAAAGGACUUUCUGGUGUCCGGGAUAACGUGUGGCACACGCUUACUCUCAACAUCCAGGGCACUUCUGCCUCAGGACUGUUAAAUGGUUAUCCACUCUGGGAGAAUGUCACCGUUUCUGAACCAAGUAAUGGCUGGGCUGCUAUGGGAACUCGCUCGUUUGAGUUUGCACAGUUUGACAACUUUCACGUUGAAGCUAGCUGAGGUGGCUUUUGUAUUUGGAGAGCCCGCUUCUCAUAUUACUUUGAAUAAGAGCCAGUUCAGACUUUGAGGACAACUUAAUGCUAUGCUGAGAUUGAUCUGUUGGCAAGGAAUCUGAAUUCUGUCCUUGUUACUUGUUAAAGGUUUACUUGAAUAGGUGUCAACGUGACUGUAACUUUAUCCCCUGAUUCCUAUGGGAUUAUUGCCCUUUGAGUUUUGGGGGGUAAAAUUUAGUUCAAGGUAAUGAUGAAAACAAAAUAAUGCAUUUAAAUCUCUUUUAAUAACAUCUUAACUUCCCAGCUCACUUUUAAGAUAACUUCAGAAGUUAACAGAAAACAGAGCAUCUGAAGCUGCAUUUUUAAGUUACAUGAUUGUGUCCAUUCCUUUCACUCUGAAAGAAAGAAUUAAAUGCCAUUAAACCCUAUGAGCCAGUGGCCCCAGAGUGUUGCAGGUCUGUCAUUCUCAAAUUUCAUUUGAAGUACCAAGUUUUUCUAUAGGGAUAUAAAAAAAAUAUUUUUUGGUCAGAUUUUCUGCUACAGUCUGAGGCUAGACGUUACAUUUGAUUAUUUCUUCCUGAUUGCUUCUUCCAGCUUCCAUUGCUAGCCCUAAAAUAGAUCAUAUCUUCUGUGGAACGGAAAUGUGCCUUGUGGCUGGUUAGGCAGUGCAGGUUGUGCCUUACUUCGAAACUACCUCCUCUUUCCGAUGAAGGGGUUGAAAUGGACGUAGAGAUACCGUAAGUUGCUCGUUAAUGAUAGUUUUGUGGGUUUCUUUGGUGUUACAAAGAAUAAAAACUUUGCGUGGUGGAUGCUCCAAGUGAGGUCACAUGUGGAAAAACUGGCCUUUUUUUCCUAGAAACUUGGGCAAAGACCUCUCGCUUUUGAUGGAUCUAAAGCUUAGAGCGGAAAAUAAUGAAAGCAUAACAAUGUUGUUUAGCCUGUUAUUACUGUAGCACAGAGGAGAUGUGGAUACUGUCACAUCCUGUUAUAAAAGAAAAUAAAAAAUAGCCUUUGCCCUUAAGAGCUUGCAGUCUGUUCAUGAGGUGAGUGACAGCAGGUGGAUGCAGACAGAAUUGUUUAGUGUGCCAGGCGGUAGUAAGGACACAAUAGCAGCUGUUCUUAAACUUUUCUUAGGUGUUACAGAGUAAAGUUCAGAGGCGAUUUCAGAUCCUUGGGAAAGGAGGGAUUCUGUUUUGCUGUUGCUUCAUUAUUUUUUUUCCCAAGUGCAACCCCCCAAAAAAUAAUAAUUGAGAAUAUAAUGAGGUACUGAAUGGGAUUUUCGUCACACACAUUCCAAACUCGGUUGGUUUCUGAUUUUUUCUUGUUUGCUGUUGGUUGGAAUGAAGAUGAUGUCUGUUAGCGUAAUGAAACACUCCCUCUGUGUCCGUCUACUUUUCACAUUCACAUCCAAUUUAAUUGACAAGCAAGUAGUCCCACAGACUUGAUAAGGCCUCUGUAGCAGGUGAUAUCUUGAGAAACAGAUUUGCAGGGUACUUUGAUUUAUACAGAUUAUUACUUUGAUCCACUGUAUUUUGGAGGCUGUUUCAAGUGUGAACUUCAGUCAUUGAAGUUGUCAUCUAAUACAGAGUUAGAGUAAUACGAAUCAUUAUUGGAAAACUUUUAUAAAGGUUAUCUUCCAAAGUAGCUUUUGGAGAAGAGUUAUCAAAAUUCCAUCUCUAAUAAGUAAAGUAUUUUUUAUCUUUUAGCUAUUAUACUGAUAUUGCUAUUGACUGGUUAGGAGUCAGUCAUACGUGCAAGUUCCAUACAUGCUAGUAACCUUGAAAAAUGGUCCAAACCACUAAACUUUAACACUCCUGUGGAAGGCUUCCAAAUAUUAAGUAACUAUUUACUUAGCUGGGUGAAAAAUGAAAGCCAUUUUUCCACUGCAGUUUCAUUUGAUGGUUGAAGCAUGGAUGCAAAUCUGUCAUUACUUGCUUGAUUUCUGAAGGGAUGUCACUGGUAACUCCAGAUGUGAAGGAAUCUAACUUUAGGUCCUCAUAUUCAAGUAAUAUGAGUAUAGGAGAAGUAUUUCUCAGAAUAAGCUUAUUUUAGCUGUGAUGGAUUUUUCCCAGUAGGAUACUUCUUGGACUUCCUGGUAGCUUGUGUGGCUGCAAGCAGUGUUUGUGUAAGAGAGAGAUCAGCAAUGAUGCAGUUAUUCCAAAGGAGCUGUCCAGGUGUUUUUUACUUUUUAAUGCACUAGUGUAAUAAACUGCACUGUUUAAACACAAUGUACUUUAUCACUGGAAGUGUUGAUUUUUUUUCCUAAUCUUUUAAUUUAUAAUGUUAGAGGAUUAAACUGUUAUGAACAGUGUGAUUUAAUGGUGAUAUAAUGUUAUUCAUCUUUAUAUGUCUGUAAUUCUUCACCCUUCAGCUGGCUGCAAUAUGUUUGGCAAUAACAAGCUGUCAGGUCUUUCACUGAGGGGUGGAUUUAUGUUGUUGAUUAUAAAUACUAAUCAUUCCAAAUGGACAAAUAAAACACUUAAACCCCC
Falco peregrinus (peregrine falcon) is the source of this 4567-nucleotide messenger RNA. It is a transcript of the gene GALC, whose product is annotated as galactosylceramidase. The record is from RefSeq and is a predicted model, not a curated record. Gene Ontology annotation, molecular function: galactosylceramidase activity. The transcript is spliced from 17 exons. Gene Ontology annotation, cellular component: lysosome. Gene Ontology annotation, biological process: galactosylceramide catabolic process. Lineage: Eukaryota; Metazoa; Chordata; Aves; Falconiformes; Falconidae. The coding region runs from base 61 to 2085 and encodes 674 amino acids.